Diospyros lotus (date-plum) is the source of this 1262-nucleotide messenger RNA. Its product is annotated as rac-like GTP-binding protein ARAC7. Bases 333 to 965 code for a protein of 210 amino acids. Gene Ontology annotation, cellular component: cell projection; plasma membrane; cytoskeleton. NCBI's taxonomy places the organism in Eukaryota, Viridiplantae, Streptophyta, Magnoliopsida, Ericales, Ebenaceae. The transcript is spliced from 8 exons. The record is from RefSeq and is a predicted model, not a curated record. Gene Ontology annotation, biological process: cortical cytoskeleton organization; regulation of actin cytoskeleton organization; establishment or maintenance of cell polarity. Gene Ontology annotation, molecular function: protein kinase binding; GTPase activity; GTP binding.
UAGACUCUCUCUCUCUCUCUCUCUCUCUAUAUCUAUUUUAAUGGUUUUCCUUGAGACUUGAGAGUCCAAGCUGGUGCUCUAUUAUAUCUGCACCGGCUAUUUGUCCUCGUCUCAUCAAACAUUGCCAGAUACUGUGCUGCGUCUUCUUCCUCUUCCAUCUUUUCAGCUUCUCUUAUUGUGGAAGCCUCCUUCCUGUUUUAAGCUUAACUCAAAAAGAAAAAAAUUGGGCUUUUGAUAUAUAUAUAUAUAUAUAUAGAGUGAGAGACAGACAGACAGAGAGGGGGGAGAGUAACUAGUCCUGUAGCUGAGGAGCUUUAGUGUGGAAGAAGAAGAUGAGUGCUUCAAAGUUCAUCAAAUGUGUCACAGUUGGCGAUGGAGCUGUUGGCAAGACCUGCAUGCUCAUUUGCUACACUAGCAACAAGUUUCCCACUGAUUACAUUCCAACAGUAUUUGACAAUUUCAGUGCUAAUGUGGCUGUCGAUGGUAGUAUUGUGAACUUGGGAUUAUGGGACACUGCGGGUCAGGAAGAUUACAGCAGGCUGAGGCCUCUGAGCUAUAGAGGUGCUGAUAUAUUUGUUUUAGCCUUCUCUUUAAUCAGCAGAGCCAGCUAUGAAAAUGUCCUCAAGAAGUGGAUGCCAGAACUUCGGCGGUUUGCACCCAAUGUUCCAAUUGUUCUUGUUGGAACAAAGUUAGAUCUCCGCGAAGACAGAGGGUAUCUGGCUGAUCAUAUGGGAUCUAAUAUUAUAACAUCUGUACAAGGGGAGGAACUGAGGAAACAAAUUGGUGCAGCAGCUUAUAUAGAAUGCAGCUCCAAGACUCAACAGAAUGUGAAAGCUGUUUUUGAUACUGCAAUCAAGGUUGUGCUUCAACCACCCAGGAGGAAGGAAGUAGCAAGGAAGAAAAGGCGAAGAAGCUCUGGCUGCUCGAUUAUGCGGGGUAUGGUUUGUGGGGGCUGCGUCGCUUAGGACUCAUUCGAGCCAUGGGCAGCAGCCAGAAUGAUUCGCCCUUGAUGUUGAAAUGUUGGUUUUUUUUUGCUUCUUUUGCUGUCUAAAGAUGCCGGAUGCCCGAUAUAUAGCCAGUUGUGUAUCUUAGAUGCUGCUGUGACAUUGUGUGGUUAGUAGAAGGAAAUGGUUGUGUUAGGCUGCAAACUGAGCAGAAGGCAAGCAGAGGGAAUUGUUCAUUCUCUCAUGCAGUGUGGAUGACAUAUGUCUUAGAAUGUUCACCUGUUUUGGUAUAUGUUAACAUAAUAGAUUAUUACUAAA